GCCGCUAGAUUCGUCGUUAGAUGAACGCACGGAUAUCCACGCCACACUAGAGAACGUAUGCUGGCUUUUUCAAACGUCGAUUGGAACAUUCGUAUCCCCCAGAGCUUGAAGUCAACCAUUGCCACAAUGACACACGAACGACUAGCGUUGAGCCAGAGUGGUAGAACUUGUCGUUGGCUGAAUGUUUUUCGGAUGUAGGAAAACGACCAAAUAGGUUUAUAAAAUAUCAUGAAAUCCUGCGUGUACCAACUGGUGUGUGCUGUCUGUGUGCUGAUGUCUGGUCUGACACAGACAUCGGCAGACUUUAGUACAGAGCGGCGGAGAGUGUCUGAAGCUUGCAGCAAAUCUCUAGACGCGUGUAUUACGCUCUCAAACAAUCCAGCCCCUUUUAAUGACGCUGGUUGGUGUACUCUAGCGUCGUCGACAAUCAAUGGUGUCAGCGCCUACCAGUGUGUUGUAAAGAUCGGACUUUGUACAGACGAGGAGUUUGUGGCUCUCAAAAAUGGAGCUUGUGGUCAGACGGCUACAGUCCAGACAUGGUCCAGUGCUUUUAAAACAUCUGUGAAUAAUGUGGUAAAAUCAACGAGCAGCACUUGUCAACGUCAAAUAGUUGAUUGUAUUUUUAAGUCUAAUGUGGCCACAGUUUUAAAACAACAGGAGCAGUACUGUAAACUGAUGAACCUGGUUGUCACGGGUAAAACCACAAGGGAAUGUUUGACUCCCGACUGCACGUCGAAUGAAAUUUUAAAUCUGAAUACGAUUGCCUGCUCGACAAGCCAAUCCCAACCAUUUUCUGACGCCAUCGUGGCAACCUCUCAGAUGUGCCAAGACCAAUUGGAUUCAUGCACUCACAACUUCUUCGUGGCGUCCGCUUUCAUCCAAGGGGAGAAGUACUGUGACGCUCUAAGCCUAGCAGUGGUUCUGGAUUGUAUGAAUAAAGAAGGUUGCACGGAGAAGGAAUUUUCUAAGCUAAAAGCGACCUGCAGUGGUUCUCAUGGUGUGGCUUCUGUUAUCAUGCUUGUGCUAACGGCACUGCUCAAACUUUUCUAGAUCUUGUUAAUAUUUUUUGCACUAUUAGUUUUAAUAUGAUAAAUAGCGCCAUCAGAACCCGUGUCUAGAGCCAAGGAUAUCAUACUUAUUUAGUUAAAAUGGUAUCGAGAUGAAUUACUGUGUGAAAUCAUUUGCUUUUUUCCUUAGAUUUUUCCUAAAAAACUAAAACUGCACAUCUUUUAAUACAAUUUUUUUAAAAAAAAAGAACAUUGAGGAUGAAACGCAACCACCCAGUUUGCGAUACGUACAAAUUUAUAAUGCUAUCUGCAUCUGAUCUGAACGGGGUUUGAAACAAAUUAAUAGCACUAAAAAUUUGGGAUAGUAUGUACGCAAAGUUAAUAGUUCUAAUGUAAAAGUUAAUAAACGUUUCCAAGUCGGACAUUACGUAGCAACGUUAAUUAGCGCGUGUAAUUUGAUGAUGUUACUUUUGCCAGAAACUAGCGCCAGGGUUGUCUGCUAUCUUACAAUAAUAUUAUGAGUAUUCAUUCUUUUAUCAUGUCAGUAAUUUUAGUGAUUUGUAAUUUUCGACCAUUCUUUAUUGUAGUGAUUUGUAAUAUACGACCAUUCUUUAUUGUAGUGACGUGUUAUAUUUGUUUAUGCUGUGUAGCAUUCUAUAGGUCAACUAUCUAAUACAUGCAAUAAUUAUUCGUAACAUGGUGGUACAUCGUAAAGCUGAUUGCUAAAAAAAAAAGGAUUCCGUACUUUUUAAAAAUAUGUGCUAUCUAUUUUCAUUAUAACAUGUUCAUUCUUAUUUUUUGUUUGUAACCAAGCAAAUAAUAUUUCACUUUCGUGUGA
Molecule: messenger RNA, 1845 nt
Organism: Physella acuta
Lineage: Eukaryota; Metazoa; Mollusca; Gastropoda; Physidae
Source: RefSeq, a predicted model, not a curated record